This is a messenger RNA of Symbiodinium sp. CCMP2456, 1144 nucleotides long. NCBI's taxonomy places the organism in Eukaryota, Dinophyceae, Suessiales, Symbiodiniaceae. The record is from the annotation of a GenBank genome assembly.
AUGCCUGCAUGCUUCCCAGGAAAUAGCAAGUCAAAUGGAAAUGAAGCCUGGUCAGAUGUGCCUGCAGGUCUGAUUGGCUUGCAGGUUGAGGACUUUGCCCAGCUUCGGGCACCAUCGAAAAUGAUUGCAAAAGCCCGGCUUGUCACCGCACUGGGCACCAAGAAAGAGCUGAAUGGAGUCUCAACGCCAACCGGACAGAGUUCCCGCUAUCACCUCCAUGCAUUGGAGGCUGUUUGCCUUGUUCUUUUUUCAUGCUCAGUUUGGCUUUGGAAGGCACGGCACAACAGCUGCACAUCAAUCAACUCGCAUUUUAGUAUAUCGGCGCUCCGGCUCACGGAUUCCGCAGAAGUCCAGACACUGUUUGCUACGGUGCAGUCCUUGAACUUCAAAGACAGUCAGAAGGAUGAGCUGAUGAAGCAGAUCGGUGAUCGCUGCGUGGCAUGCAGCACACCCAAAUCAUGGGGGAGCAAGAAGUCCAUGCAGACCUUAAAAGGUGACAACUUCUCCGUGGAAUCCUGGCGUCAGCACAGAGCAAAGUUUGUAGUUGUCCUCGUUGGCCAGCUCGCAAGCAAGUACUGGCUCACGCAGCGGGAUGAUUUGUAUCUUUGUGCCUGUAAAUACUUUGCUGUGGCCGGACGUUGCGAGCAUGAGCAGUGCGUACACCACAUUCUCAAAUCGGGGGGCAUCGAUCUCACUGUGGUCGGCCGAUUGCACGGGCGGCCGCCGUUGCCAUCCUCUGGUUCUAAGCGUGGCUGGUCCUCUACCGCCCUGCACUGGGCUCAGGUGAAAGCCGAUCAAGAAGAUCAGGUCUCGGAUGUAACCUUCAUCUCGAACCCAGACCACCCCAUUAAGGCGAAGGCGGCUCGAAUGGCUAUAGUCUUCUGCAGCCUCAACUGCAGCUGCCCGACGGAGCCUACUUCCGGCCGGGCUGUGGGAGUGCUCAACAACGACUUUGGCCUCACAGAACUCGACGACCCUCAAGUGUUUUACAACACAGUUCAGGCUGUGAAUUCCUGUUGGAGGUCGCGGUUCAAGUCCAACUCCAGUGGGCCGACGAGCCAUGUGCACAACUGCACGACACCGGCUCUCGCAUAUCUGAUAGAAGCCAGUACCUGUUUACGAGCCCUCGAGACGACCUUCGACA